UAUUCUGGGAAGGGAAAAAAAUUGCCCGAAGCUUUUCCUCCCGCGAACGGCGAGGGAGAUUCUCGGCGUCCAAACCUCCCGCAAACGUCGAUCGGCGGAGCGAUUUUCCUCCCGCGAUCGGCGAGGCAAUUCCACCGAUAGGCGAAGGAGAUUCCGGCGAUUGGCGGCGAGGCAAUUCUGGCGAUCGGCGGAGCGAUUUUCCUCCCGCGUCGGCGAGGCGAUUCCAGCGAUAGGCAAAGGAGAUUCCGGCGAUUGGCGGCGAGGCAAUUUCUAGCGAUUGGAGAGGCGAUUUUCCUCCUGCGAUCGACGACGGCGAGUUCCACUCUCCUCCAGCCAACGGCGAACGCGUUUUUCCAGCCAACGGCGAGGCGUUUUUCUUUGAAUGAUGGAUUCUGCUCCUAUAACAAUGGAUGAAGUGGUUGAUGGAGCUAAUGAACAAAAAACGGGAGAAACUGGAACUGAAACAACAAUGGAUGUAGAUAUUCAGGAAACAACAGUACAACGUGAAAUCGGUAUGAAAUCUUGUCUGAUGUUUGUAAUGAUUCUUGUUACAUUUUGUAUUCUUAGUAUGUUUUUCUUUGGAUGUUUGUAUACUUAGUAUGUUUUUCUGCUCUGUUCUGUACAUUUUGUAUUGUAAGUCUUCAUAUAUGAUGAUUGUUAUGUUUGUACAAACAGUGCAAACAGUACAAACGUAUGGUUUAUGCAGUUUGUACGAAAUACCGUAUGGCUUUAUAGCUUUAGUGCAUCAGUUUGUAUGGUUUAAUUAUGUUUGUAAUGUUAGUAUGUUUUUCUUUGACAGUUUGUACUCUUAGUAUGGUUUUCUGUUGCUGUUUGUACUCUUAGUAUGGUUUUCUGUUGCUGUUUGUAUUCUUAGUAUGUUUUCUGUUAUAGUUUGCAUUCUUAGUAUGUUUUUCUUUGACAGUUUGUAUUCUUAGUAUGUUUUUCUGCUCUGUUCUGUUUCUGCAGAUGAUGAGAUCAAAAUAAUACCAAGCAAUGAAGAAACGUGGAUGGACCUUCGCUUUGACACAAAAGAUCAUGGAUUGCUGUGGUACAAAUGCUAUGCACAUAAUAAGGGAUUUUAUGUUAGAGAAACAGGAGGGGUUAAGAGAACAAGCAAUAACAAACCGUGUGAAGUUGUAAGAUAUUUUGGGGGCAGAUGCAAUAAGGAAGGUUGGCGAAAAGGUAGUACAAAUAAUCCAGCAAAUGACGACCAUGUUGACCAACAACCUAGAAGCAGAAUUAGAAAAGAGGAUAGAUGGGAUUGCAAAGCAGUGAUACGCUUCCAGUUUGAAGAUAGUUCCCAAAAAUACUACAUUUCAAGCUGGUUAGAUGAGCAUAAUCACAAGAUGAUCCCACCAUCAUCAAGACAAUUCAUGAGAUCAAAUAGAACGAUGAAUGAAGUGCAAAAGUUCUUGAUUGACAUGUAUCACAAAGCUGGAAUAUCGAUACAAUCAUCAUUUCAAGCAUUAUGCUUGGCUCCCGGAGGAAGAGAAAAUGUUGGCUUCACACAAAUGGACCACAAGAAUUAUAUCCGUACUAAAAGGUGGGUUUUGCACAUUUUAUAAGCUUUUUGAUCUGUUUUAUAUUGUUUAUACUAUUUGAUUUAUGUACUUUGUAUGUUUUGGUAAUAUUCUUUGUACUGUUUGUAUACUUUGUAUGUUUUGUCUAAUCCUUUGUACUGUUUGUAUACUUGGGGACUAAAAGGCAAAAAACAAUGAAGUUUGGGGAGGCAACAAUGAUUUAUCAUCAUUUCAAAAGUGAAGCUUCAAUGGACCCAGCUUUCUUUUAUGAGAUCCAAGUUGACAUCAAUGAAGAAAUUGCAAGUAUUUUCUGGGCGGAUGGACGCAUGAGAAUGGACUAUUUCUAUUUUGGUGACACCAUCAGCUUUGACACAACAUACCGCACCAACAAGAAUGCUUGCCCAUUAGGUACUACAAUUUUUUUAAUUUUCACUAACAUGUAUGUUUGUAAUGAUUUUCUUCCAUAUUUGUCAUGAUUCUGUUGCUGUUUGUCUUCUUUGUAUGUUUUCUGUUGCUGUUUGUAUUCUUAGUAUGUUUUUCUAUUACAGUUUGUAUUCUUUGUAUGUUUUCUGUUGCUGUUUGUAUUCUUAGUAUGUUUUUCUGUUAAAGUUUGUACUCUUAGUAUGUUUUUCUUUGACAAUUUGUAUUCUUAGUAUGUUUUUGCAAUAUGUCAGUUUUGUUAAACCUCAUUACUAAUUUUAAACAAAAUUUUCAUUUCAGCUUUAUUUAUGGGCUUCAAUAACUAUAGAGAAACAUGUGUUUUUGGUGCUGCCCUACUCUAUGAUGAGACAUCAGCCACAUUUGAUUGGCUCUUCAAACAAUUUCUCAUUUGCAUGAACGGGAAGGAACCGGGAGCUGUUUUUACCGAUCAAGCGGCAGCAAUUGCUGCUGGUAUUAGGACAGCAUUGCCGCGCACUUAUCAUGGGUUGUGCACAUUCCAUAUAACAAUGAAUGCAAAGAGUAAUGGGUUGUGGUGGUCACCAUUUUUGGAAGAGCUUUCCUUCUUGAUGUAUGAUUUGGAGACAGAGGAUGAAUUCGACUAUUAUUGGAAGAAGAUGCUUGAGAAUUGCUUCAAUGAAGAAGAAGAAGAAGAAGAAGGGAAGAAAUUAACAAGUAAGAUUGAGGCAUGGCUGCAAAACCUCCACAAAGUGAGAAGUAAAUGGUCAUCGGCAUGGCUGAAAGAUCAUUUUGCAUGUGGAAUGAGAAGCUCACAACUCAGCGAGAGUUGCAACAGCCAUUUGCGUAAGUAUCUCCAGUCGAAACUUACUUUGUGGGAGUUUUUUAUACAAUUCAACAACUUUCUUGAAGCCAAAAGACAUAAGGAGUUGAGAAGUGACUAUGAAGCAUUGAACACUAUUCCAUACUUGGUUUUCACAAACAGUGAGGUUCUUCAACAGUUUGUUACCAAAUAUACACAAAAUAUAUUUGGGAACAUGCAAGAUGAAUACUCCAAGUCAAUCAAAUACCAUAUACGACCAAACAACUCCAAGGAUAUAGAUGGAAUGUUUGCAUAUGAGCUUCACAAACUAGAUCAGCAAAGAAAUCCUAUUGAUAAGAGGAUUGUUAUUGUUGACUUUGUGGAGCGUAAGCUGAUUUGCUCAUGCAAGAUGUUCGAGAAGUGUGGAUGGCUUUGUCGCCAUGUGUUGCGCGCAAUAGAUCACCUCGGCUAUGGAGGACACCCAGAAAUCUUGAAUAUUCACACACGCUACAUAUUAAACAGGUGGACAUAUGAUGCAAAAUCUGGAGAUUUCACACUACCGGCAGUACAAGAUACAGCAGAGAGGGUGUACUGUUCAAUGGUGAAACAACUUACUGGAUCCAUGAAUUUGCUUGCAACACACACUUGUAUGGAUGAUGACAUAUACAAGAUGCUCGAGGAAGGAAUGCAAGCAUUGAAGAUUCGUGCUGAAUCCAUGAUGCCUGCCAUGAAGUUUGGCCAGCCUAGCACAAGCACAGGUAUGAAACACUACCUUUAAUUUGGUGCAGGUUUGAGGUUUGUAAUGAUAUCACUUACUGUUUGUAUCCUUAGUAUGUUUUUUCAUAACAGUUAGUAUUCUUUUAGUUGAUAUUCAUAUCAAUGACUGUUAGUAAUGAUAUUAGAUAAAGUUUGUAUUGUUAGUAUAUUUUUUCUGGUCUGUUUCUUUGUAGGAUAAGUUUGGCUACAAAAACUUACUAUUGUUGUUAAAUCCUUUGUUUUUUCCCUAUUCUAGAAGCAGAAUUGAAUCCAGCAAGUUCAGAGAGUGAACCACAUUGGGCGAAAGCAUUAAAAGUCAGGACUGAUCCAUUUAAAUCAAGGACAAGGAGGAAGAAUCGAAUUGAAAUCAUUCGAGAAAAGAGAAGACAAACAAAGUUAUAAGAAAGGGCAGCGGAAGGAAAGUAAAUACAUGAUACCUGCCAUGAAAGUAAAUACAAGCAGCAGGUUUGUAAUGAUAUCACUUACUGUUUGUACCCUUAGUAUGUUUUUUCAUAACAGUUAGUAUUCUUUUAGUUGAUAUUCAUAUCAAUGACUAUUAGUAAUGAUAUUAGUUAAAAUUUGUAUUGUUUGUAUAUUUUUCUGUUAUAUACAAAAACUGACUACUGCUGUUUAAUCCUAUUGUAGAAGUGGAAACAAAGUUACAAGGACAAGGAGGAAGAUUCGUACUGAAAUCAUUCAAGAAAGGAGAAGACAAACAAUGUUACAAGAAAGGGCGGAUGACAGAAUAUAAAUACAUAGACAGAACUACUUGCCAUAUCAUAUAUUACUUGAUAGAUACAUAGAUAAAUUUGAGUGAUUGCAUAGAUGCACAGAUAAAGUGAAUAAUUGCCA
Messenger RNA from Linum trigynum, 4326 nucleotides. NCBI's taxonomy places the organism in Eukaryota, Viridiplantae, Streptophyta, Magnoliopsida, Malpighiales, Linaceae. The record is from the annotation of a GenBank genome assembly.